Molecule: messenger RNA, 2616 nt
Organism: Clonostachys solani
Lineage: Eukaryota; Fungi; Ascomycota; Sordariomycetes; Hypocreales; Bionectriaceae
Source: the annotation of a GenBank genome assembly
AUGAACGAACACCACGACAUUGGGUCUAUGAUGCAGGCGGGCUACUUCGUAUCGUCACGAUCCAAGAAUAACCAGUCUCCAUCUCUAUCGUUGACCCCUCCAUCAUCACCAAGGCCGUCACGAUCCCCCCAGCGCGACUACCGGCGUACAGAGCUACCAGCGUAUAGAGCGUCAAAGAUCCGACCGCCACCACCUUCCGUCGAGGAUGAGGUAGAUUCAUUAGCUCGCGAAUAUGGCUCUGUGAGUCUCUCCUCGAAUCCUGAGGAAGAACCAGCAUCUCGAGGCGAUGUGGAACAAUACCCCCUAAUACUCGAAGUCCACGAGCACAACCCGGAACGGCGUUUCGUCAUCGUUCCCAACUCUAGCUCCCUAUCUGAUUCUAAGAAGUCGGAGGGCGACGGUUCAGACCACGAGCGACAAGGAAAAGAUAGCUCGGGCGAAUGGUCUUGUGAUGAGGCAAGCUCCACACAUAAACAUGGCCCUGAACGCAGCGAAAGGCGUCGAGAGAAAAAUGAAAGUAUCGACACCGGAAGGCGACCUAGAUCGAGACCCCGCGUGCCAGAUUCAGAACCCCGGCAAAGACGGGAUCCCGAAGCCAUUCGAACAUCUCCUACCGCCAGGCAGGAGAGAUUUGAUCCCCGCGAUCGCCAAGAGAAUCCACCUCCAGUGGACAGCACCAGGAAUGGUCAAAGAGGACGAGACUUUGCCGAUUUUGGCCUUGGAAUCUCGACAUCCAGUCCCAACAAGCCAAGGCCUAGACGAAAUUCAAGUGUAAUAGAUGAUCGCCACCGUGAAAGACGAGGGCGAAGAGACAGCAUCAGCCCUUCAAGAGGCAGCCGUCCUAUCUUGCAUAUUGACCCAAGAAGCUCAGACAGCCGGCUGUCAAAUGAACCCGAUGGCCCUCGUUAUAGAGGCGAGCCUCAAUCAGCCCGGUUCCCGCCAUCUGCUUACAAACGAAGCGACAUGGAGUCGAGGUCUGCGGAUCCCCCCAGGCGGAGGGAUGACAGCAGCCGGGUCGAAGGAGAACCCAGACCUAAGGAAAGCACAGGGCGUGGAGACAACAAUCGCUCUUGCGACGAGCCUGGAGUUCCAACAUCGCGGCGCCAUCGAAGGGAUUCCUCCUUAGUACCACCUCAGGACAUAGAAUCGACGCUUGGUCCCGAACAGCCACUCAGGGACUGGGAUCGAUCUCGCUCUCGCGGACCUCCGGUACCUCCGCAUAUUGUUCCAAUCUCUCCAGAGAUCCUUACGAAUUUCGCCCCCAAGCCUUCAUCUACAUUCCCCAUCACAAAAGAGGAGCGGGCCCUUCCAUACCCAGAUGAUGACGAUAUGAUGAUGGCUCCCCAGAUCCCUCAAAGCGCUGUAGAGCCAAGAGCGCAUGCCAUUCCACCCAUUUCUAUGCCAGAUUUUCCACCUGUGGUGUCAAUGCCUGAAGAAGCAAGUUUCGAAAAGCCAAGUCUCGAUAAGCCAAAAGCAGUUUCACCAGCAAAUCCGUCUGCAUCGUGGCAGGUACCUUCGUUUGAUCCUGAACGAGACCGACAUCCAGCCGAAUCAGAUAUGGGAUCGUACAGGCGCUAUUCUGAAGGUCGGACGGGUGAUAAGGUUCCAUCGCUCCUCCCAGAAUGUCCCCGCAAGAAACCUAAAGCAGGGAAAACGGAUUGGCUUACUUUGCCUCGUUCCAACUUCAACUGCUGUCCGAGCUGUUACGAAGGUGUCUUUGCCAAUACUGAGUGUCGAACGCUUUUCCAGCCAAUGCUUCGCCCCACGGAUACAGCGAUUGCUUGUGACUUUGGCUCAAGCCCAUGGUAUAGGAUCGCCUGGCUUCUCACACUGAAAUAUGGCUGGCCAGACUUGCAACUUUUCCACGAGAUUGACGACGUGAUAGUCUCUCGCAGUCAAGCCUGCCCCGGAGAUCGAAAAGCUUUACGAAACUGGCUCACAAUCAGAGACCCAAAGAAGAGGCGACUACUGUCGAACUUCACAGUCUGCUACCAAUGUGCCAAGACUGUAGAAGUACUUCUUCCGAAUCUCAGUAAUGUCUUCGUACCGGUGGAUUCGCGGUCAGAGCCUUCCUAUGGAGUUUGUGCUCUCCGUUACACGCCUCGGCGGAAACGAUUCGCACAUUACUUCGAUACCUUCGAGACAACGUCGGAUAAGGCACUCAAAGCUAAAACAACUCCGGAUCUCUCAUCGCUUGCAUCAAAGAUUGAGCGACUAUCCAUGGUAGAAGAGUGUCGAGAGGACAGCCCAGUCCCCAAUUCGUAUUGGCAUUUUAUGCAAUUCUUACCACAGUUCACAGUCUGUUCGGAGUGUUUUGAUGAGGUAGUCCGACCACAACUCAGCGAUGACAAUAUAAUUGCCAGGAAUUUCUAUCGAGAGCCAGAAAAACUCGAGGUGGCUACAUGUCAACUAUACUCGGAAAGGAUGAGAGAGGUUUUCCGGAAAGCCUGUCGACGAAAUGAUCCCAAAUAUCUAGAGGCGAAAGUGCUUGAGAGACAGGAGGUGGAAGCGGAUAUUCACGGCCAGCUCAUGGAACUAGAUCGGUCAGGCCACUAUGAUGACUAUGUACAGGAAAAGGUAGACCGGUUGAUUCGGGAAUGGAGCAAGUGGGAAUAG